AUGAUUCCAGCCAGCUUUACGGACUCGUGGACAUGGGCAGGCACGUAUUUUUCUCCCAAAUUAAAUGUUACCAGGAGUUCUGAUGAUGUUAGUAAUGGCAUACGAUUCUCAAUCUCUGAUUUAUCGACCCCCCGCCUCCUGCACUGCAUAUAUCGCGAGCGGGCUGACAUAUCGCUGUAUGAUGCGCUCCACGAAUCCACGCCCUCCCGCUUCUCUCCCACUGUCAUGGAGCGAGUAGCAAAUACCAUGGCUAGAUUUGCGAGUAUCUGCGAGUCUUACCAGGUGCCAAAGAAGAAUAUCAAUGUCUUUGCAACGGAGGCGAUGAGGACGGCGGAGAACAGGGACGAGAUGCUGGCAGCGAUCAAGAAAACCAGUGGUUUAACAGUUGAUUUACUGAGUCCCGAGAUGGAGAGCUUAUUUGGUGCUAUGGGGGCUAGGAGUGGAUAUACCAAUGUGGAUGGCCUAUUUAUGGAUCUGGGGGGUGGCAGUGUCCAAAUGACCUACGUUUGCUCUGAUGAUGAAAGCGGAUAUGAUUUGCUAGCGGCAGCAGCAGCAACGAGUUUGCCAUUCGGGGCGGCGAAGCUUACCAUGGCGCUGAGCUCACAGAGCACGGCUGAGAGUGCGAAGACUGAAUUGCGGGCACGCAUGAAAGAGACCUUCGAAAUUCUGGUCACGAAAUUCCCACGCAUCAAGGAACAGUCAGAAAGCUCGGAAGGUAUCACAAUCUACUUUUGCGGAGGCGGAUUUCGUGGUUAUGGAAGCAUGCUCAUGCAUACCGAUCCCAUCCAGCCGUAUCCUAUACCUUCCAUAGGAGGGUACAUCGUCCCAGGCCAUCGAUUCAUCAAAUGGAGAGAGAUGUUGCAUGCGAAUAAUUCCGAAGAAGGCAAAAUUCAUGGAAUGUCGAAACGCCGAAGGGAACAGUUUCCCGCCAUCGUUCACGUCGUGCAAUCCCUUGUCGAAGCCAUUCCCAAAAUCGGACGGGUCAUCUUCUGCAGCGGAGGAAACCGGGAGGGGGUCUUAUAUAUGAAGCUUCCACCCGCAGUCCGAGAGUCAAACCCUCUUGCUUUGUUACCGGGCGCAACUCCCGAUCAAGACCCAGCGAUUCUCGAAUCUGUCGUGCAGAAACUGGGGGAGGGCACGCCGAAGGAUUCUCCCGAGAUACUCUUGGAGCUUCUGCACUACAUCGCCAGUAAUACAUGGCAAUCAAUGGGCGACCCUGACGGGGCCAACUCCGCCAGAGCUCUGCACAACCCCAUCACCGGAAAUCUGGCUGGGCUGCCCGGGUUGACACACACGCUUCGAGCCACUCUCGCCUUGGUCAUGUGCGCGCGAUGGGGCAACGAUCUCGGCCGCGUUGAUCUUGGGAUCCACGAAAAUCUUCGAGCCCUGGUCGGCGAUGUUACGGCGUGGUGGUGCGAAUACAUCGGAACCCUCGCUAGCUUCCUGGCCAGCUUAUCUCCAGCGUUUCCUACCAAGCCACUAGACGAGCUCGUAAAUUUCAAAGCUUCGACGAGCAGCAGCUUGGGAAAGAAGGGCGACAAGUUCGGUGUCAGGCUACAGAUUCGGGUAUCUCGCGAGGCCCAGCGUGGCCUGGCUGUGGGUGAUUUGGAAGACAUGUUCUCCCAUACGGGGAAAGGCAACCCCUUAAAGUGGAAGGUCGAGGCCGAAGUUGAAGUUGCAGACCUGUGA
Drepanopeziza brunnea f. sp. 'multigermtubi' MB_m1 is the source of this 1689-nucleotide messenger RNA. The record is from RefSeq and is a predicted model, not a curated record. Lineage: Eukaryota; Fungi; Ascomycota; Leotiomycetes; Helotiales; Drepanopezizaceae.